Molecule: messenger RNA, 1743 nt
Organism: Adineta ricciae
Lineage: Eukaryota; Metazoa; Rotifera; Eurotatoria; Adinetida; Adinetidae
Source: the annotation of a GenBank genome assembly
AUGCCAUUUAAAGUUCGUAUUUCAAAAUUUCGUCAUGUCUAUGGUUCACCUUAUCGCGAACAAGAUUGUUACAAAAAUAUUUGUAUUACACGAAAUGCGCACGAUGGAUGUUUUUGUGCAGUCAACUCGAAGUUCUUAGCAAUCGUCACGGAAACAUCAGGUGGAGGAAGUUUUCUUGUUUUACUCCUUUCAGAGACUGGCCGUGUUGACGUUGAUCACCCCCGCGUUACCGGUCAUCGAGGGCCUGUCGUCGAUUUAAAGUUUAAUCCGUUCAACGAUAAUGAAAUUGCUUCGUGUUCAGACGAUGGAACAGUAAAAGUAUGGUCUAUACCAAAUGACGGUCUGAAAACGGAUACUUAUCAAUGGAAAGUUGAUUUACACGGACACCAAAGACGUGUCGAUUAUGUGGAGUGGCAUCCAACAGCAGAAAAUUUGAUCCUAAGCGCUGGUUCAGAUCAUCAAGUAAUUCUAUGGAAUGUCGAACGAGCGGAGCCAAUUCAAAUCUAUCGUUGCCAUCCGGAUUCUAUACAAUCGGUGACAUGGAACCGCAAUGGAUCAUUAUUUGCAACAACUUGCAAAGACAAACGUAUACGCGUUAUUGAAGCACGUACUGGUCGUAUUGUUGCUAACAAUAUCGGUCAUCAAGGUCCAAAAACAUCGAAACUCGUCUUCUUAGGUGAUACAAAUCGAUUGUUAUCAACCGGUUUCGGUAAACAAUUCGAAAGACAAGUUGCUAUAUGGAAUGCAAGUGAUUUAUCAGGACCAUUAACUGUAGAAACAAUUGAUUUCAGCGCCGGUGUUCUCGUUCCAUUCUACGAUCAUGAUACACGAAUAGUUUAUCUUGCAGGAAAGGGUGAUGGAAACAUUCGAUAUUAUGAAUACACUGAUCAAUGUGAGCCUUAUUUACAUUUUCUUUCGGAAUACAAAUCUACAUCACCACAACGAUGUCUCGGUGUAAUGCCAAAGUUAGGUGUUGAUGUAACCCGAAAUGAAAUUAUGCGUUUUUACAAAUUAACAUCCACAGGCCUUAUUUGUGAACCUAUAUCAAUGAUUGUCCCACGACGAGCUGAAGUAUUUCAAUACGAUAUUUAUCCAGACACCAUUGGUCCAUAUCCAGCCUUAACAUCAGAUGAGUGGAUUUCUGGUGUUGAUCGUGAUCCAAUACUUGUCUCAAUGAAAGAGCGUACCGAGGAAACGAAUGUUCCACAAAUUACUACCUAUCGAACACUCGACUCGACGUGUAGUUUUCCGCAUCGAGGAACCUUACAAAGAAUAACCCAACUACCUGUUGCAGAAGUUGCUCCGAUACCGAAAGUAAACAUGACCAACGAUUCAUCGAUUUCUCCUGCGACACUGGACAAAUCUAAUGACGAUCUACAGCAACACACUUCGCAUCAAUCUAUGAAAAAAGUCGAGUCACUACAUUUGCCUGCAUCGAAUAUCGAAUUUAACUUUCUUAAAGAGAAAUUUCAAAAUCAACCGGAUUUUGUUCAGCCAUUUAUUAAACAUAAUUUCGAAAUCAAGAAAAAAGUAUGGAAUGUGGAUACCAAUGAUACUUAUUCGUCUAUUCCUUCUGAAAUCUACGGCAUUGAUUAUCGUCAUGAGUACCUUAAACAACAAGAAGAAAUUCAAUCCUUACGUGAAAUCAUAUUUCUCAAAGAUAAUCGAAUUCGUUUUCUAGAAGAUGAAUUACAUUUACUCAAACUACGAGUUGAUAAUCAAGAGAAGAUCUUAUCUAGAUGA